This is a messenger RNA of Pleuronectes platessa (European plaice), 1604 nucleotides long. It is a transcript of the gene cenpx, whose product is annotated as centromere protein X. NCBI's taxonomy places the organism in Eukaryota, Metazoa, Chordata, Actinopteri, Pleuronectiformes, Pleuronectidae. Bases 26 to 274 code for a protein of 82 amino acids. The record is from RefSeq and is a predicted model, not a curated record. Gene Ontology annotation, molecular function: protein heterodimerization activity. Gene Ontology annotation, biological process: replication fork processing; kinetochore assembly; resolution of meiotic recombination intermediates. The transcript is spliced from 5 exons. Gene Ontology annotation, cellular component: Fanconi anaemia nuclear complex; FANCM-MHF complex.
GCCAAGCUUCUCUCACAGAACAAAUAUGGCGGAGCAGCAGGAUACGGCACCAGGCUUUAGAAAGGAGACCGUGGACAAACUCUUGAAAGGUUUCUUCAAGGAGGAGAAAAACAAACUGAGCGGGGAUGCCGCCCUGCUGAUGGCCGAGCUGCUGAAAGUGUUUGUGGAAGAAGCUGCCGUGAGAUCACUGAAACAAGCCGAAUCCGAGGACUGCAACCAAGUAGAUAUCGAGCACUUUGAAAAGAUCCUACCUCAGCUGCUGCUGGACUUCUAGCACAGCGGAGCCACAAGAUGGAGCCAGAGUGCUGCCUGCAUGUCCCUACAUCAGCCCUACUGCAACACGUCUAGUUUAAUGAGAACAUUUUAUCUGUUUUGUACAACUGCAAUUUCAUAAUCUCUAUCAUAUCAGAGAUUCAUUGAAAUUCUCUCUGUCUUUAUACGAGUUGUGUGCUUUUUAAGUGCAAAUCAGCAGUGCUGUCCACUCGCCUCCAUGCCACCACGACUAAGGCCCACCUGUUCUUCUCUGUGCAACAACAGGUGCUUCCAGCGUGCUCCAUGGCGCCCUUCAUCAAAGCCUCCUGGAGCAGUUGGAAGCAAUUAGAGUAAUAAGGGGAGCAGCCAGUCCCUUAGAUGAUGACAAGUGCCAGGAAAAAAGGAGUACCCCCUCCAGCCACUUUGAAGUUCCCUUUUGCUGUCCUGCUAUGUUUAGUUAGAGGUGGGGGGAAGGGCAAAGGGGACCUCUGGCACAGGGGGAAAGUUGAAUGGGAGUGUGCAUGCACAAAUGUGUGCAUGUGUUAGCCAAACAUAGCAAGAGACCACACGCAUAGAUAUUCUGUUUGAAAGGAAACAUAACAAAACACAUCGGAACACGGUCCAAGAGGAGCAGGGUGUAAUUCUGAAGGUAAAUAAACAAAAGAGGCGAGUAGUGGAGGUGCGCUCUCUCCUUUCAUCACAGCAGAGGGGGAUGCUGGGGCUGCAAGGAAGAGGCUAAUGUGGGGUUUUCUAACCCAACUGCCUCUGAUGAUUUUCCACCAGUGGAGUAUUAAACCGACGUGUCUUCACCAUGAGUCAGCAUAGCUGCACAACACCUCACACUAUUUAUUUGUGCGGCUCUCGGGUGACUCACUAUGCUUACAAAUGCUGCCCACGUACAGCUGGAAGCAACUCGGGCUCAAGCCUGAGAGCCCAGGCAUCGCAUAGGUGAUCAAGGACGCGGCACCUGGAAUUUGACCCAGCACCUUUUUUAGUAGAGCCGAGACUGGAUUUGUGUUCCCCAGGAGUGACUUCCACAGCAGGCCUUCGGAACCUUUGGUUGAGUGAUGUUCAGUUUAAUGAUCCCACGAGGACCAUUAGGACAGAAAACUACUUUUUGUGAAGAAAAUAAUUUGUUGGGCUAAUUAUUACAGUCUUUAAUAGCUAGUUGUGACCCCUAGUUUUGUGAAAUACUGUAAACUGCAGAGCUGUUGCUUUGAGAAGCUGGCCGUUGAGAUGAAAUGCUGUGAGCAGACAUGGACGCAAAUGAUCACAAAUUUGUAUAAAGUGUAUUUUUGUAUAGAUCUUUUGUAAUGUAUAACAUUUCUGUUGAAUAAAAUAAAUUAACCAUG